Messenger RNA from Gadus morhua (Atlantic cod), 3713 nucleotides. RefSeq names its product parathyroid hormone 2 receptor-like. Gene Ontology annotation, cellular component: plasma membrane. Gene Ontology annotation, biological process: adenylate cyclase-modulating G protein-coupled receptor signaling pathway; cell surface receptor signaling pathway. Lineage: Eukaryota; Metazoa; Chordata; Actinopteri; Gadiformes; Gadidae. Gene Ontology annotation, molecular function: peptide hormone binding; G protein-coupled peptide receptor activity; parathyroid hormone receptor activity. The record is from RefSeq and is a predicted model, not a curated record.
CAGGGAAGUGGUCAUUAUCAGGCAAUGACAGGGGGUUUCGGCAUGACGACCAUCCACAGUCGCUACGGGUCCUCCCCGGGAGACUGGAAACGGGAUCUCUUCGCCCAGACGGAUUACUCUUGCCGUCAUUUUGCGAAACCUUUUUUAUACUGACCUUUACUUUUAAAGAGUAUCUCAAUUCUUUCGUGUGUUUUUUUUUGGACAUUAGCAUCGUUUUUGUUUCGGUUUUAGUGAUUUGUUUCUGAUGUGAGUGGUCUAAGAAGGUGUGUCGAUCCAUGAUGCGUUUUUUAUAAGUUUGGGAUUUGUAUCGUUCGGAGAUGAAGAACAUUGUAGGAUUGAGGAACCCCCUCUUGUCGAUUCUCGCCAGAUUAUUCUUGUUUUGGACUUUGGUUGAGGCGCAGGUGGAGUCUGACGGCGGCCUGUCAGCGCAGGAGCAGAUGUACAUCCUGUACGAUGUGAAGCUGCAGUGCCACCUGAAUCUCUCCAACCGGGAGCCCACAAACACAGAUGAUUGGUGUCCUCCAGGCUGGGAUGGCCUCAUCUGUUGGCCCCAGGGCUCUCCAGGGUUAAUCACCAGGGUCCCAUGCCCCUCCUACAUCUAUGACUUCAACCAUAAAGGCAGUGCGUACAGAAAGUGUGACGUCAACGGCUCCUGGGUGUUUGUGGAGAGCUUGAACAGAACGUGGGCGAACUACACGGAAUGCCUGCACUUCCUGCAGCCGCGCAAUGAGAAGGGCAAGGAGAACUUCUUCAGGCGGCUGUACGUGAUGUACACCGUGGGCUACGCCGUCUCCUUCAGCUCCCUCCUGGUAGCCAUCUUCAUUAUCGCAUACUUCAGGCGUCUCCACUGCACCAGGAACUACAUCCAUGUGCACCUCUUCAUCUCCUUCAUGCUGAGGGCGGUCAGCAUCUUUGUGAAGGACAAGGUGGACUACGCCUGGGCCGGCCUGCAGGACUUUGACUCUCUGCUCAUGGACAACAUCAAGCCAGUCACCAUUGCGCCGCUGGAUAACUCCCAGUAUAUCGGAUGUAAGAUCACGGUGCUGCUCUUCAUCUACUUCCUGGCCACCAACUACUACUGGAUCCUGGUGGAGGGGCUGUACCUCCACAGCCUCAUCUUCAUGGCCUUCCUGUCCGACUCCAAGUACCUGUGGAGGCUGACACUCAUCGGAUGGGGUGUUCCCGCUGUGUUUGUGGCAGCAUGGGCGGUCGUCAGAGCAACCCUGGCCGACACCAGGUGCUGGGAACAGAGUGCCGGCAACAUUAAAUGGAUAUAUGAGGUCCCCAUCUUGACAGCUAUCGGGCUGAACUUCCUGCUGUUUGUGAACAUUGUGCGCGUGCUGGCCACCAAGAUCCGGGAAACCAACGCUGGAAGGUAUGACACCAGGAAACAGUAUAGGAAACUGGCCAAGUCCACUCUGGUGCUGGUGUUGGUGUUCGGGGUCCACUACAUCAUCUUCGUGGGAUUACCGCAGACGACUAAAGGGCCAAGCUGGGAGGUCCGCAUGUACUUUGAGCUCUUCUUCAACUCCUUCCAGGGCUUUUUUGUAUCCAUAAUAUACUGCUACUGCAACGGAGAGGUGCAGACGGAGGUGCGGAAGACGUGGACGCGCUGGAACCUGGCGCUGGACUGGAAGGUGCCGGUGGCGUGCGGGCCCUGCCGCUACGGCUCGGUGCUGACGGGCCUCAACAACAACAACCACAGCACCAGCAGCCAGUCGCACCUGGCGCUGGGCCACCACGCCGCCACGCGCUCCACCACGCUGGUGUCCAGCCGCGUGUACCGCAGCUCGGCGCCGCCCGCCCCCAGCGUCGUGCACGCCGCGCUGCCCGGCUACGUGGCGAGCGGCUCGGACGCCGACAGCCCCCAGCCGUCGGUGCGCGACGACGCCGAGGCGGAGGCUGAGGCGGGAGACGGAGACAGCGGGCCCAAGCGUCUGGAGGACAUCUCGCUGAAGGAGGCGCUGCCCGUGCUGGACAGCAGCGCCACUGCCGAGGACGAGGAGGAGGAGACCCUGUGAGUGAGACCGCCUGGAGGGGGGGGGGAGGGGGGGCGUGAGGGGGCUCAGGCCUCCACUCGCCACUGCAUGUCAACAGGGUGCUCCGAGGGAGGUCCGCUGACCAAGCGUUUACCCGCUUUGUACAUCCGAACAAUGCAUGGCCAAGGAGUGAUUGCAUCGUUUAUGAGUGAGAGUGGUGAGUCGCCCCGCGGGUUGCAGCUCUGCAGGGGGGUCGUUUAUUUGAAAGUUACUGGACGGAGCCACAGGCCGCGUGGCCGCAGCAGUGGGGCCCCUUCGAUGGCGCACUUAAGGCGCUGUUUAGCAGCCCCGGUGCGAGAGGGACGACGACAGAGUUUUUUGUCAAACGAAACGCUUGAUGGUGUAGGACUCGGGUAGGAAACUCAUGAAACCCAAGGUGUUGGAGUACGGACAUGUCACGUCAACGGUAAUUUCAAAGGCCAGUUGGUCGCCGGAUAAGAAUAGAAUGGUCUGGAAAAGAUCCCAAGAAAUGGGAACUGCCUCAUCCAUGUGUCCACUCAUUUAUUGAAUCACUGUGAUAUAGGUGUAUAUUUGUAUAUAUGUAUGUAACGCAUGCAAGCUCCUUGUCCUGUCUUGCUGUAUGCUUGGUGAUGUGUUCGGUGCUGAAUGUGUGCACGUGCUGCACACAUCAUUCUUUUAAUAAUUUAAAAAAAUGGAUGCUUGAUUGUUUUUUCAAUUGUUAUUUUAUUGACAAAUUGUGCUUUCAUCCCUUUCCUCACUUGAUGUAUGUUGUUUACAUCGGCAGUAUUUGUGGCUCAAAGUGUUGAAAAAAAUUGCUAUUUUUGUAUAAUGACAUGUUUACAAUGCAGCAGUAUAAUGACAUGUUUACAAUGCAGCAACUGGAAACUGUGAAAAAUGUACAUAAAUGGCGCUUCAAAACAUGUACUGUGAGGUUUAAAGCACACUCAAACGCACACACACAAACACCACAUCACACCACAACACACGCGCGCGCACAAACACAAACACCAAACCAGAAUGGAGGAGUGUACACAAACCAACAUACUUGGAUGUUAUCGCUUGUACCACUUUUGACAAUCACUGAUUGACCCGAUGUCUUUAAUCCACAGGGCUUAGGCCCAGUAUUUUAGUUCGGGCUCUGUGGGCAUGUUCAUCAGAGGGUCCAGAUGCACAACGCAGCUCACUGAAUAAAGGGGUUAACAAGAUAUCCAACUAUUUGUGUCACAUCAGCUUUUUCUACAGGUUAUCGGCUCGAUCGAGAGAUCGAGCCAAUCAUUUUGUUCCUGAAUCGUCAUCAAUCCCCCUCUUCUUAGCUCUAAAAUAUCGAUUCCUCUUCAUCACACUUAGUGUCACUCUCUCUUUAUUUAUUAUUGACUUGAUUAUACUAAAUAAAGACAUCUGUCACCCUCACUUUCGCUUGUUUCCCCUUUGCUCCUUUAUCUGUUCCUCUCUCUCAAAUAAUAAGAAAUUGAAACCCAAAGCCUUUAACAGUCCCUCUCUCUCUCUCUCUCUCUCUCUCGCUCUCACAACACGUUCAGGGUUUCACAUUGCUGAAUCUGUAAUAAAACUCUUGUGUAUCUACAAAAUGUUCAAUGCUGUACAUAAAACUACCCGCCACAUAUGACCUUUACAGGCACUUACAAGCCUCAGCCUUUGCUCUUGCUCUGAAGAGGCUGAAUAUGCAUCAUGAUCUUUGCAAGGAAAGGGACAUAU